Messenger RNA from Aspergillus glaucus CBS 516.65, 1576 nucleotides. RefSeq lists its product as uncharacterized. The coding region runs from base 231 to 1367 and encodes 378 amino acids. The record is from RefSeq and is a predicted model, not a curated record. The transcript is spliced from 4 exons. NCBI's taxonomy places the organism in Eukaryota, Fungi, Ascomycota, Eurotiomycetes, Eurotiales, Aspergillaceae.
CACCCUUCGCUUCUCCAACCGUAUACUUUCGUGUGUUAGUGUCUUGUGAAGCUACAUCGUCUCACAACGAUUCUCGAUAGGCUGCGUCGUUUGCGAUCUUUGAGAUGUUGAAAGAGCUGAGCAACCAAGUCAUGGGACCCAUUGAUAUUGUGAGGGAUUUCCAAAUGUUGUCGACUGGUGUUGACUGAGACAAUAACUGACCAAACAAGAUCUGGAGGCUGCUCAUACUAAUGAGGCAAAGCCGUGAGGGGUCAGUGAGGAUGAACAGGAUGAGUAUGCGGCACAAGACGGGAGGUUUUUUUUUUUUUUUUUUACUGCGGUUCCCUACGUUAAGACGCAUAAAAAUUCAGCAUAACUACCCAAUAGUCAAAAAGGAAGUCAGCGUCAAUGAAGGUUAUCUACAAUUAAACCUAGUGUCCUUCAUCUUCGCCGGCGGAGCCCCUCUGGCAGAAGAGUCAUUUGAUUUGCUCGAAACUCGAUGCCCGCGCCUACAGAAAAUCCACGUUGAAUCCAUACCCGAGAGCAUCAGACCCAGAUGUGUGUUGAGAUUUCUCCAGAACUGCAAACAUUUGAGGUCCAUUGGUCUUUACUGGGAGGCGGAUGCUUUGGAGAAUGAUCAGAUACAUGCUCAUCUUGCUGGUCGUGACGAUAUUGUUGAAUUGAAACCCAGCGUGUUCAUCGAGUAUGAGAAGAUCAAAGGGGUUUUCGAUCUCCAGAGCCCUUUCAAGGGAUUCCGGACCCUCCAUCUCAGAUUGCCAUCAAAAGCAGUCACAGUACUUGUUGGAGCAAUACAAUCCACAAUAGGAACUCUCAGUCUAGAGUUUCAGGACAAUGAGGCCAAGGUUCUUUCUACUAUCGGCACUCUGGUCAAUUUCCGUGAACUUGCCGUCAGUUUCAUGCGCAGCACAGACUUACCAGGGAUGGAUGUCCUAGCCCUCAGACACCUGAAAAAGCUACAAUCAUUAUUAAUCGGACCUCAAAAUGGAGCGAGUCUGACUUCAUUUACGUUGACGGAUGAUGAGUUUGGUCAGUUGUGUGCAGGAAAACAUUGUUGUCAACUCGAAGCCUUCAGAAUCUUUGGGAGCAUAUCAAUCUGCUUCCCUUGUCUAUGUAUGAAGCGCCACUGUUUCCAAAAGCGAAUUGCAUCGAGGUGUCCUGUAUCUAAAAAGGGGGAACCCUCCAAAUCAUUUUCGACGCAACAAACUACGUCUUCAUUUGCUUGUUUCUCUCAACCCUCCUCUCGCUUCCUUUCUAGUUCCUUCUCUCCACGAUCUUUGCUCUUAGCUUCCGCCUACCGUGGCACAAUCUCAUCGUUUUCUUGUGAUCUCAUUCGCCCAACGGUCAAAUACCAGUUUCCUGUUAGCUGACUACAACCGCCUCCUAUUUUUGUCCUACCUGUCUCAUCCUCAUUUCCAUCGAUAUCUCCUACUUUCCGUAUCCCACACGACCAACAAAUUCCACCUAAGAUAUUGGCCGUUAUGGCUGACGGCAACGGCAAUAUGGAGACUAGUGAGAUAUCCUUUCGACACUUGCCACUAGAAAUCGUACGUCUAGUCCUGGAGCACCUCAGGGGCGA